CGGAAAAGAAAGCGCCUGGCUUGAAUUGUUUGGGGGAAGCCACGUGACCGGAACCGGGUGUGUUGUGGGCGGGUGUAGGAGAGCGGUUCCAAAGAUCCAGUCUGGCAGUAAGGUUCACCAUUCCCUUAGGUACCUAAGUGAGCAAGUUCUUCUGUAACGGGCGCUGGUUUCCCUGGCCGGGUUAUUUCUGGACCCUGGGAAAACAAUCCUCACGUAGUUUCCUGGCCCCAGGGCUGGAAGAGUCAGCAGUCAGCAGCGCAGCGGCGGGCACCGCAGCCCGGCGGCCCUGGAAUCUUGCACCGGCGGCCCUGGAACCUCCCAGGUGUCACACUCCUCAGGCAGUCUUGCUCACCUGUGAGUCUGAACUAAGAGCCCUGGAUGGUGAAGAGAGGAAACUGUAGAAAGAAUCCAGUAUCUACCAGAAUGUUUCUUUGUCCUGGGUCAGAAUAAAGAAGACAGAAAAGAUGGCCAGAGACCUUGUGCAAGCUAUGCCUUAUGCCAUACAAGGAACUUGGAGAGGAACAAGAAGAAGGAUGAAUGCUUCUCUGCUAAAUAUUUCGAAGGAUCUGUUAACAUUCAAGGAUGUGGCUGUGGACUUCUCACAGGAAGAAUGGGAAUGUCUUGACUGUGCUCAGAGGGCACUGUAUGUGGAUGUGAUGUUGGAAAAUUACAACAAUCUAUUUUUUGUGGUUUUUUCAGAAAAUGAUCGUAUGUGUCACAAAUAUAAGAAUGUCUUGGAUGAAGACGCACAGCAUAUUGUCCACCAGCAUGCGAAUAUCCAAGAGAAGUCUUAUAAAUGCCACGAACUUGCUAAAAUCAUUCAUGCAGCCACCCAAAAUAUUCCUUAUAAAAUUAACCUCAUACAGGUUAAUACAACUGUUGAAUCAUCAAACCCAAACAGACAUAGAAUUGGAAACAUGAGAGAGCCUUGUAAAUAUAAAAACUGUAUAAACUGUUUAAGUUUGUGUUCUAUCAUUAGUCUAAAUCAAGGAAUCCACAUAAACAAGAAAGAACACAAUGUUACAGAGUUUGAUAAGAUUUUUGAGUCUAAAGAAAAACGCGUGCUGAAACAAACCAAUAGUGGAAAGAAACCUUACGAAUUUAGUGAAUGUGAGAAAUGCUUCAUCCAGAUAUGCAAUCAUAGAAGUCAUCAGCGAAAUUAUACAGGAGAGAAACUUUGCAAAUGUACUGAAUGUGACAAAUGUUUUGCCCUCAAAAGUGAUCUUAGAAUUCAUCAGCAAAUUCAUACAGGAGGGAAACCUUACAAAUGUAAUGAAUGUAUCAAAUCUUUUACCCAGAAAUGCAGUCUAAAAAGACAUCAGAGAAUUCAUACAGGAGAAAAACCUUACAAAUGUAGUGAAUGCAACAAAUGUUUUCCCAACAAAUGCAUUCUUAUUAUUCAUCAGAAAAUCCAUACAGGAGAGAAACCUUACAAAUGUAAUGCAUGUGGAAAAUGCUUUACCCUGAAAGGAAAGCUUAGAAUUCAUCAGAGAAUUCAUACAGGAGAGAAACCUUACAAAUGUCGUGAUUGUGACAAAUCUUUUACCCAAAAAGGCCAUCUUAUGACUCAUCAGAGAAUUCAUAGUGGAGAGAAACCUUACAAAUGUAGUGAAUGUGACAAAUGCUUUAUCCAAAAAUACAGUCUUGCAACUCAUCAGAGAAUUCAUACAGGAGAGAAACCUUACAAAUGUAGUGAAUGUGACAAAUGCUUUAUGCAAAAAUACUGUCUUAUAACUCAUCAGAGAAUUCAUACUGGAGAGAAACCUUACAAGUGUAGUGAAUGUGACAAGGGCUUUAUCCAAAAAUACAGUCUUGUAACUCAUCAGAGAAUUCAUACAGGAGAGAAUCCUUACAAAUGUAGUGAAUGUGACAAAUGUUUUACCCUUAAAAGUCGUCUUAAAAUUCAUCAGAGAAUUCACACAGGAGAAAAACCUUACAAAUGCAGUGAAUGUGACAUGUCUUUUAUCAAAAAAAUCUAUCUUAGAAUUCAUCAGAGUAUUCACACAGGAGAGAAUCCUUACAAAUGUAGUGAAUGUGACAAAUGCUUUACCAACAAAGACUAUCUUGGAAGUCAUCAGAGAAUUCACACAGGAGAGAAACCUUACAAGUGUAGUGAAUGUGAAAAAUGCUUUACCCACAAAGGCAGUCUUAAAAGACAUCAGAGAAUUCAUACAGGAGGGAAACUUUACAAAUGAAGUGAAUGAGACAAAUCUUUUACCAAGAUAGACCUUCUUUGAACUUAACAGAGAAGAUAUAUACUAGAGAGACAUUAUAAAUGCAGUAAAUGUGCAAAUACUUUAUUUUUGGCUCAUCUUAUAGAAUACUUUAGAGAAAAUAUACAAGAGAGAAACUUACAAAUAUGUGAGAAAAGAUCUUUUCCCAAAUCUCAUGUGUAACAAUAUAUCUAGAAAUUUAUAGUGUUGUGUGCGUGUGUGUGGGGGGGGGAGAAUUUCCACAGGAAGAAAUGUGGUAUGUGAUACUUUUCAUGACACUUGAGGCUCCACACUAGAAAAUUAUUAUGAACACGAGAAACUUGUAAAAGUCUCCAAGUCUUAGAAGUAUUUUUGCUGAGAGAAACUCUGAAAAUGUGACAAUGAAGAAAAUUACUUGUCCUCUCUCAAAUAUUUCAUAAUGGAGAAAAAGUAAGAAAGCCAGAAGAAUGUGGUAUUGUGUAACAGUGCUUGUAGACCAAAAUAGUUCAUUGGAAAAGGAAAAUGAUUAAUGCAAUUAAUAUACCACUCAAAAUAGAUAUUGAAACCAGUAGCAUUCUGUAUGUUUAACUCAAAUGAAGAAACUCAGACAAAUUUUACUUCUUAAAAGAGGAUAAGACAAACUGAGCCACCAACAUAAGAUGAUCUUUAUCCUGUUGAUAUGCCUACAGAUAUAGAGUUUGCUCUCAGUGUCCAGUAUUCAUGAUCUGUAUCAUAUGCUGGUUUCACAUUUCUGGAUAGCAAACUGUCUUUGUGUUCCAUGUGCUAUUGUCACCAAAUUCUUGCCCAUAUUCCUGUAUGUAACUCCAAUAAAAUUCAUUGGUUCACCAA
Mastomys coucha (southern multimammate mouse) is the source of this 3041-nucleotide messenger RNA. RefSeq names its product zinc finger protein OZF-like. The coding region runs from base 465 to 2195 and encodes 576 amino acids. Gene Ontology annotation, biological process: regulation of transcription by RNA polymerase II. Lineage: Eukaryota; Metazoa; Chordata; Mammalia; Rodentia; Muridae. The transcript is spliced from 6 exons. Gene Ontology annotation, molecular function: RNA polymerase II cis-regulatory region sequence-specific DNA binding; DNA-binding transcription factor activity, RNA polymerase II-specific. The record is from RefSeq and is a predicted model, not a curated record.